ACUGCGCUGGUUUUUAUGCUGCUCAAUAAAUCCGUCUUCAUCCAUUGGCAUUUCAGGGAGGACUCUGGUUUGCUUGUGCGCACUGACACACAAUCUUGUUUUUUAUUUAAGCUGAUAAAAGUUGUUUUCUUAGGGAAUCUAUUUGUGAAAUAACACGUUUUUUGGGGUAUUUAAACGCACUUAAACAGAAAGUAAUUGCACUCAAAAUGUUUUUUUUUGUGUGCAUAUGUCAGGAUUUGUGGUUUAAUUGGGCAGUUGUGUUCUUCAUCUCAGCAUUAAAACACAAGUGGAGCAGGUGUAAUUCCCCAUGGAGAGACGUGUGCAUGGUUAUCAGGCGAUAAGAGCCUUGUUUUUCAAUUUGGAGGAAUUAUUCUUCACCGCCUGCGAACGAAUAUUUGUCACUCCGAAUUCAUUUUUCAUCAAACAUGUGGGUGCGUUUCGUUUUGAUUGCUUCCCCCUCUGUAGAUCUCUCACUCUCACACAUUCACAAGCCCGCAGCAUGUGCCGGCUCCACAGAUACCUGUUAGUAAAGGUCAACCGGCAAUUAUUUGUAGGGAUUUCAGGGUUUUUUACAGAAAUUAUCAGUCAUGAAUUGUUUUUAUGCAAUCAGACCAGUUUUAUGUGAGCUAUUUCUGUUUCUUUCAAUUCUUUUCAUUAAAUUCAGUCUACAUUGUUGCCCAAGAUCCCUGCACUUACUGUAAUCACUAGGUGUUGCCAAAUCACCCGGAAGUGCAACGCUAACGACCAAAAAUUAUAAUUAUAGGCUAACUUAAUAAAAAGUCCAUUUUCUUUUUAUGAGGGGGAGCUUCGUUGAUCCGAUAUUACUCAUACAAUUGUAAAAACAUCAUUAGAGGAACGAAAAGCCACAAAAUCUGACUCUCUCAGACCAAAUUUGGGCUUUAAUAAUAUAAAUAUAAUAUAUAAUAAUAUCACCAAUAGAUAUGGCAGACGUUCCCACAGCCAUUGAGUCAAAUGCACAAUGUGAAAAAUGAACACAGCGUAUCAGAGGCCAAUGAUCACUCGCAAGUUAUUAAUGCGAUAUGUAUUUCUCUUAACGCUACAACUGGCUAACAAACUCAAUCAGUGAUUAUUCUGAUAAUCUGAUUGUUGUUUUAUUGUCUAAAACUGAAGUGAAAACCUCUCAGGGGUUUUGAUUUACAUAACAGAAAAUUUGAUGAUCCCUUUGGUUACAUUCGUGAUUAUACAAUCUAACAUUUGCAAUGAUUAUUUAUCGAUAUCAUCAAGAAUUAAAGCUAAAUAAAUGAAUAAUGAAUUUAAGGAAAUACAUGAUUAUCUAAUGUAUUUAAUGAGUGAAACAUUCUGAUUAAUAAAAGGAUAAAGUGAAACCCUUGCUAACCCACGUCAUCAACUGCUACUUGUACCCGACCCCUUAUCCCCACAGCCGUCAUUAGCACAAGGUGGACUGACCCAAGUGAGCCCACAUGUGCCAGUCCCACGUCAGGUAAAUUAUGAAAGCAAGAACUGGACCGCUGCCCGACUGUGGGCCAGCUGCUGUCACUGCAGGGGAAGAGUGAGUGAUCCUGCCACAGUGUCAGAGCUGUUUGUUCCCAGGAUCGAUUAAAUAAACAUUUGUCUUUGGCAGCGAGGUGCCCUCGUCGUUCAUUCGCUCAGGCUCACCAUUUUGAAUGUAUGCAUGGUCGGGGGGGAGGCAUGCAUACUCACAUGUGCACACGCCCGUCCUGGCUGACUUGGGGUCAGUGUCGCACGGGGAGGGGAAUGUAUUGCCUGGUCAGAGUAACGAGCAAGAAAAGACCAGAAGACCUAAUGAGUCCUACAAUAAUUUUCUCGUAAGUAAACAUUGGGGUGAGUUUUCCAGUCACCCACACCUGGAUGUUUUUGUGAAAGUAGAUAUUGUCUUUGGAUCAAAACCAACGCAGAUCCAUCUCGGUCUACAACCAUCUCCUUCCAGCUGGGAUGUGAUAAUUGUGGUUCCUAAUCCUCAGUCGUCCAAAAACCCAGAGCCCUAUACCCAAGAUUUCAAAUACCCAGAACCCCUUGCUUAUCCUGAAACUUAACACAUGAAGCCCUGAACCCUUCUUCUCACCACCCUGUGAAUUAAAAUCAACGCCCAACCCAAAACCCAAUAACAGCUACCGUCUGUGAACUCCUCUCAGAUCACACUCUACCUGUCAACUUUUUUAGAUUUCCCAAAACCUUGUCAGCCAUCAUGGCCUUGGAUCAGUGGCCCUUCCUCUCGACCCCCCCGAACACCUCCAUCCCCGAGCCCCUCCUGUAUGACAGCUACAUCCAAGGGAAUGAGUCUGACCUGGACAUGAACAUCUCAGGGACCAGAGAGCGUCACCAGGACAAGACCAGCUCCGUGGUCAUCACCUUCAUCUACUUCAUGGUGUGCUCCGUGGGGCUCUGUGGCAACGCCCUGGUCAUCUAUGUAAUCCUGCGAUAUGCCAAAAUGAAGACGGUGACCAACAUCUACAUCCUGAACCUGGCAGUCGCAGAUGUUUUGUGCAUGAUGAGCUUGCCGUUCAUCGCCCUGCAGCUCGCGCUGGUGCACUGGCCCUUUGGAGAGGCUCUUUGCAGAGUGAUCAUGACUGUAGACUCUCUCAAUCAGUUCACCAGCAUCUUCUGUCUGAUGGUGAUGAGCAUCGAUCGAUACUUGGCUGUGGUCCACCCCAUUAAAUCUACGAAAUGGCGGAAGCCCCGUGUAGCCAAGCUAAUUAACCUGACAGUGUGGGUUGUGUCGCUGCUGGUCAUUCUGCCAACUAUGAUCUUCAGUGGUCUGGACAAGGUGCCGGUGUGUGGCAUCGUGUGGCCGGAGCCCCAGGACAUCUAUUACACAGCCUUCAUAUUCUACACCUUCUUCAUAGGUUUCUUCUUGCCCCUCGCAGUCAUAUGUAUGUGCUACCUGCUCAUUAUAAUCAAGGUGAAGUCGUCUGGCAUGAGAGUGGGCUCCACCAAGCGCAAGCGCUCAGAGCGGAAGGUGACAAGGAUGGUGUCCAUUGUGGUGGCGGUGUUCGUGCUCUGCUGGCUGCCUUUCUACAUUUUCAACGUCACCUCCGUCACCGGCUCCAUCAGCCCCACCUCCGCCGUGAAGAGCACCUUCGACUUCGUGGUGGUCCUCGGCUACGCUAACAGCUGCGCCAACCCCAUCCUGUAUGCCUUCCUGUCGGACAACUUCAAGAAGAGCUUUCAGAAGGUGCUGUGUCUGAAGAAGGUGACGGGCCUGGACGAGAUCGAGCGCAGUGACAGCCGGGCGGACAGGAGCCGGAUGGUCAUCGAUGCCGUGAACAACGCCAACCUGGAGACUCACAAUGCCGCCCUGCUCCAUUCCGAGCUGCAGACCAGCAUCUGAGGAUCAAAUGGUGGCAGUCACGUCGAGGGAGGCCAGAGAGACUGAGCGGUGGUGCUGGGGGAUGAUGGGCUACCCGCGCACCGCUAGUGACCUCGGGACAAUGGCGCUGGGGUGGGAGGAUGAUGUAAUAGCUGCUGCUCAUGGACACUGACAGAUGAGCAAAGUGAGUGAAAACAAUAAACAAUUUCUUAAGGGUUUUUAAAAGGUCGGGGAAAGUUCACUGGCUCCAGAUCAAACGCUUGAUAUUUGGGCUAAUGGGAGAACUUGCGCAGAUUAGCCCUGAGCUAAAGCAAAUGUAUGAUAUGACAAAUUAUUUCCAACACUGUAGACAAAUUAAACACAAACAAGACGGCAGCUCUCGCUCACCAGCAUGGGACUACUAUCCAGCUACUAGAAAAAACAUGCAGACAGAACCCAAAUCAAAAGAAGACGUACGAUCGGAGAGUGGACCCUCUGGAGACAAUGAAGGGGUGAGUUCACGCAUGGUGAGGACGGAGACGGCUGAGCAGUGAUGGACCUUUCCAGAGCUUACAAGGUCGAGCAUUGAUUUCUCUGAAUGUGGAAGUACUGUUGAAGAAGUGGGACAAACAUUUCGAGCCGGCACUGUAAUUCUCCAGAGCUUUUGAAAGAUAAAUAUCAGCUGCCAAAACUCAAAGAAGACUUCUUUCAUGGUCGUGUCUUAUUCCAUCCAGCUGAUUCAUCUGGUCUUGCAUGAUCGACAGUGAAACAAAAUGGUAAACAAAUGUUAUUCCCUGUCAAAGGAAGGAUGCUCUUUUCCCUUGUCGACCUCUGAGUGGAAACAGCUGUAUUGACCUCUGACUGCUUGAAUUUAACAUCGUGGAUUAUUGAUUACGUGGAAGGAUGGGAAAACAUCUCGGAAGCCGCUCUCACCCCGCGUACUUCAAAACAGCUUGACUUUGUAUAUAGGAAUAUGUAUUUUUUUCUUCUUGUCAACCUCUGGGGGAAACAACUUCAUGCCCAAGCCAAAACGAAUCUCGAAGGCAAACCCUGCUGUAAAAUUCUGCAUUGUUGUGAUUUGUGUCAAGAGCGGCUUUGAAACUGUGUUUGCGGAAUCCGUCGCGGAUAUGUUAUACGUCACUGCAGCCUGGUCCCUGUGCUAGAGAUGCAGCUAUGAAGAGCCCAUUUCUUCUUGUAAAGUGUUGUGUUUUGACAGUGUAAUAUUUCAGAGUUUAUCGUUGGUUGAGGCAGCAUGUGGUUGAAAAAUGCCUAAAUCUCACAGACGACAGGAAAAUGUAUCACUUUGUCACGGGGGAGAAGGGGAAGAAGAGAAACACGGGGAAGAAGUGCAGAGCUGGAGUACUCGUCAUAUCUAAUGAGAGCACAGCACAGAGAAGACAAAGUUUGAGUGGGCUGCAGGAUUGCAGGUGCACAGAAGAGAUGGAGAUGUGUGGCUUAGAGAGCGAUACGCCGAAAACACAAAUAUAAUCUAUUUUUAUUGCAUUUUAUUCUCAAAAUAAUUAUAUAAUUAGUUUUCUCAUUACAAUAUAACUACAAUGAUGGUUGGCCAAAAAUGACUGAGACCAGCUGUUUGUGUAUCUGAAGCUCUGACCUCUCACCACUCACCUGAAUUUACACAUUUUAAUCACAAUUUAAUCAAAGAACUUAUCAUUUUACUAUUGUUGCAUCAUGUAUGUUUGGUUGAUUUCAGCUUGUUAUUACACAAAAUACAAAAUCAAUGUCUAGAUUGACUUGAAUGACUCUUGUACUUUUGUGAAGUACAUAGUCUUUGGACUUAUUGUGCUGCUUAUUGACCCACCACACCUACCUGUGCAUUGUGGAACCUUUACUCCUAUGUUGGAAUUACAUGAACCCACCCCAAGUCGUUUUUUAAUGUGCCAGUUGGAUAACUUCAGUGUUUACCAUUAACUAUCUAGAUUGUGGUGGGCCUCCAUGUUGUAGUUUGUUCUGCCACAUUUUUAUAAUGAACCACUAAAAGAAUCAUAAUACCAUAAGAGAUUUCUACUGUCGGACACUAUCGUCCAUAAAGUUUUUACCGACCAAC
This is a messenger RNA of Pleuronectes platessa (European plaice), 5354 nucleotides long. It is a transcript of the gene sstr2a, whose product is annotated as somatostatin receptor 2a. The record is from RefSeq and is a predicted model, not a curated record. The transcript is spliced from 4 exons. Bases 2189 to 3331 code for a protein of 380 amino acids. NCBI's taxonomy places the organism in Eukaryota, Metazoa, Chordata, Actinopteri, Pleuronectiformes, Pleuronectidae. Gene Ontology annotation, biological process: cellular response to estradiol stimulus; cellular response to glucocorticoid stimulus; neuropeptide signaling pathway. Gene Ontology annotation, molecular function: neuropeptide binding; somatostatin receptor activity. Gene Ontology annotation, cellular component: membrane; neuron projection.